AUGCAGAGGCCUUGGGGGGCCCCCGGGGCCUCGUUUGGAGGCAUUGGUUUGGAGUGGGACACAGACAUUUUGUCUUUGUCGCAAAAGUACAAAGGAAUGCUGCAGCGGGUGGGGUGGGUUUUGCUGCGGCCCUUCGUGAAGGUGCUGGGCUGCGGCAGCAACCCCGUCAUUCAGCUGCUGCAGCACAUCGAGGCAAGAUACGACCCCGACAUUCCCUACCACACAGCCACCCACGCGGCGCAGGUGGCGCAUGCAGCAAUGGUCUUGAACACGAAGCUAGCUCUUGAUCCUUUGAGGGCCCCUUUCUUGUUUGAGGGGCCCCACACUUUGCUGCAGGGGCCCCAUCGCAGCGCGAGGGGGGCUCCUGGCCAGCAGCAGCAGCAGCAGCAGCAGCAGCAGCAGCAGCAGUUGCAGGGGACUCCUGAAGAGCCAUAUUGCAUGCAGCAGCAACAGCCUGUCUGCUGCUUCUCUUGGCAGUGCUGCUGGGCUUCAGCGCGAGAGACAACACAGCAGCAGCAGCAGCAGCAGCAGCAACAGCAGCAGCAGCAGCAGCAACAGCAGAAGCAGCAGCAACAGCAGCAGCAGCAGCAGCCGCGGGGCCGCGUCUGCUGCAGAGGCUACUGCAGCACCGUUGGCAGCAGCAGCAGCAGCAGCAGCAGCAUUUCUGGCAAAGGCCGGAGCAUUAGCAACAAAGUAUGCAGCAGAAGCAGCAGAGUAUGCAGCAGCAGCAGCAGCAGCUGCUGCUGCUGCUGCUGCUGCUGCAGCAUUGGCUUGACGCAGCAGCGCCUCAGCCGCUUUUACUUCUCAUCUCUUUUAUCUCGGCCUUCCUCUUCUUUCACUGACAUGCAGCAGCAGCUGCCGCUGCAGCUGCUGCAGCAGAACGAGCUGCAGCAGCAGCAGCAGCAGCAGCAGCAGCACGACUUGCUGCAUGAGCAUCGCCUGAAGUGCGUGGAUCAGCUUGGGGCGCAGCAGGAGCAGCAGCAGCAGCUGCAGCAGCAGCUGCAGCAGCAGCUGCAGCAGCUGCAGCGGCAACAGCAGCAGCAGCAGCAGCAGCAGCAGCAGCAGGACCUGCAGCGGCAGCAGCUGCAGCAGCUGCAGCAGCAGCAGCAGCAAAUGGGCCUCAUGUUCCAGAUUGAAGGCACUCUUUUAAAUUCUGAAAACAUUUAUCUUUCUUGGAUUCGAAAUGGAUUACUUUCUUCUUCUUGCGCCAUGAUUGCCUAUUCCGCCAAUGAAACCAGCACAGACAUGUGCGGGAGCUGCAACGCCGCUGGCAGCAGCAGCAGCAGCAGCAGCAGCAGCCGCUGCAGCCGCUGCAGCAAAUUGUGCAGCAGCAACAACAACAGCUGCUGCAGCAGCUGCAGCAGCAGCAGACAGAACGGCCGCCGCAGGAGGCGCAGCAACAGCCCCAGCAGCAGCAGCCGCAAGAGCAGCAGCAGCAGCAGCAGCAGCAGCAGCAGCAGCAGCAGCAGCAGCAGCAAUUUGGAAGGCCUGCUUUGCUGA
Molecule: messenger RNA, 1500 nt
Organism: Eimeria necatrix
Lineage: Eukaryota; Apicomplexa; Conoidasida; Eucoccidiorida; Eimeriidae
Product: calcium/calmodulin-dependent 3', 5'-cyclic nucleotide phosphodiesterase, putative
Biological process (GO): regulation of transcription by RNA polymerase II; signal transduction
Cellular component (GO): nucleus; SWI/SNF complex
Molecular function (GO): 3',5'-cyclic-nucleotide phosphodiesterase activity; transcription coregulator activity
Source: RefSeq, a predicted model, not a curated record